This is a messenger RNA of Micropterus dolomieu (smallmouth bass), 5189 nucleotides long. Its product is annotated as exostosin-1b. Gene Ontology annotation, cellular component: membrane. Lineage: Eukaryota; Metazoa; Chordata; Actinopteri; Centrarchiformes; Centrarchidae. The transcript is spliced from 10 exons. The coding region runs from base 1 to 1233 and encodes 410 amino acids. Gene Ontology annotation, molecular function: glycosyltransferase activity. The record is from RefSeq and is a predicted model, not a curated record.
AUGCUUCCCACCCACUCUGCAGUGUUGGAGGAUGAGAAGCUGUGGAGGGCUGCAUGUGUGCCGGUAAUGCUGAGUAACGGCUGGGAGCUACCUUUCUCCGAGAUCAUUGACUGGAACACAGCCGCAGUCAUUGGCGACGAGAGGCUCCUGCUGCAGAUUCCGACCACCGUGCGCUCCAUCCACCAGGAUAAGAUCUUGUCCCUCAGACAGCAAACUCAGUUUCUCUGGGAGGCGUACUUCUCCUCUGUGGAAAAGAUAGUGCUGACCACACUAGAGAUCAUCCAGGACCGUGUGUUGGAGCACGGCUCCAGGAGCAGCCUUAUGUGGAACAGUCACCCCGGGGGACUCUUCACCCUGCCGCAGUACUCUGGAUACCUGGGAGACUUCCCUUUCUACUACGCCACACUGGGUAUUAAACCGUACCCCAAGUUCACAGCGGUCAUCCAUGCCGUCUCCCCCCUGGUGUCCCAGUCGCAGCCCAUACUCAAGCUCCUGGUAGCUGUGGCCAAGUCCCAGUACUGUGCACAGAUCAUUGUCCUGUGGAACUGUGACAAGCCUCUCCCUGCGAAGCACCGCUGGCCAGCCACCUCAGUGCCCGUCAUCGUCAUUGAGGGAGAGAAUAAGGUGAUGAGCAGUCGUUUCUUGCCCUACGACACCAUAGUGACCGAUGCUGUCCUCAGCCUGGAUGAAGACACAGUGUUGUCCACCACAGAGGUGGACUUUGCCUUCACUGUCUGGCAGAGCUUUCCAGAGCGAAUCGUAGGUUACCCCGCUCGCAGCCACUUCUGGGACAGCAACAAGGAGCGUUGGGGCUACACAUCUAAAUGGACCAACGAUUAUUCGAUGGUGCUGACUGGGGCCGCCAUCUACCACAGGUAUUACCACUACCUGUACACGAACUACUUACCCACAAGUCUGAAGAGCAUGGUGGACCAGCUAGCCAACUGUGAGGACAUCCUGAUGAACAUCCUGGUCUCUGCUGUCACCAAGCUGCCACCCAUCAAGGUCACGCAGAAGAAACAAUACAAGGAGACCAUGAUGGGACAGUCUUCGAGGGCUUCUCGCUGGGCCGAUCCAGACCACUUUGCCCAGCGGCAAACUUGCAUGAACAAGUUCGCCAGCUGGUUUGGCGCCAUGCCGCUGGUCCACUCGCAGAUGAGACUGGAUCCUGUCUUGUUCAAGGACCAGGUCUCCAUUCUCCGCAAGAAAUACAGGGACAUCGAGAGGCUCUGACAGGACAAGCGCCCCCUUGGGGGAGACCCCACGCAGGGGGAGGUGCGAGAGCGAGACUCUGUGGAGAGUAGGAGGAGUAGUAAGACUACAGCAGGAUGGACAGGGAGCGACACAGCUCUGUCUUCCACUCAGCACAUUGCCAAUGACCACAGCGCCGCUGCUGCCAGGACUUGAUGCGGGAAGGGAUGAAUAGGAAACAAGCAGAUGGCGUUUGGAUAUGAAAUACACAAACAAAAACCGCAAACACAGACAGAUAAAGAGGAGUACACAAACUGAUGGACAUGCCAAACAGUACUGUAUGUUUUGCAAAUGUGCAAACACGCAGCACACACUACUGACGACGAGAACUCUUGGAUAGAAUAUUUUUUUGUACGACAUGAACAAGGACGACAUUGACUUUCCUGCUCUCUCGGCACAUGUGCAGGAUGGUAGAAGAUGGAAGGUGGCCAACAUCGCAAACCUGGCAACCCCGCCCACCAUAAAUCCUAGCGGUCGCCCCUAGCAACCCUCCCCAGUCUGCAUCAGGACUUAAUACUGGACUCUAAUACCCUCUGCUUUAUAGCCCAGGAAACCCUGUUAUCUAGUUGAUUUGAUUUCUGUACAAAUCAGCACUCUGGUAACAAUGUUGACCCUUUGUCCUCUCUGAGAGGUUUGAAAUCAGAGCGUCAUCAGUUUAAUAUUUCCAUUCUCAAAGGCAGAAAUGGUAAACAGCGGAAUCCAACCUGUCAUUACUGUGGCCUGAUAGCAAAGCAGCCAUUAUUUCUAAGAUUCUAAGCUAUCGACACACAUCCCUGAGCCUGGAGUCUGAAAACAUCCUGUCUGUCCUAUCCUUGGCUCAUUCCUUGAUGUGCUGAUAUGGCUUUUAUAAUGGUCUAUCUGCUUCCCUGUUAUCACUAAGAUAAGCUAGAAAAACAUCUCGUUUCAUAUCCCAUUUUCCUCUCAUACUCGGCAUGGCAGUUGUACUUUUCUCAUCUUUUUUCUCACUUACUUUCAUCAUCUUAUUUCCCUCCUCAAACUCUCUGUACUUUCACUCUUCUGUGUGCGUGAGUGUGUGUGUGCGUGUUGUUGUGUACAGAGCCUUGAAAAGUUGGCUCAUCCAACCAUAAGCUCAAGCGGAGUACAUUUUUCCUCCGUUGGAAUGAGCGAAAUGAACAUUUCUGGAUGAAAUGGAGCAGAACGUUGCAUUCUAACCCAAACUCGUUUCACCCAUUUAUUUCUUCCUGCAAUGGAAAAAAAUUUCAGACCAUUGCAGGUCUUUAGUGACCAGUGUCAUUUCACAGGAGUGCUUGUAGAGAGAUUUUUAACGCUGAGCACUUCAGUGCCAUUCUGACAUCAGGGUCUGCCUUUAAAAUUGUCUAUUGCACGUCACGUUGCCUACAUCAUUUUGAGAUGCCUAGAUGCUCUUGUGUUCUAGUCAUCAGUCCAAUGUGGCUAUCCGGCCGCCAUGAUUUUUUUUUCCCCGUGACAUAUCAGAGGACCUCAGAGCCAUUAAAUUGACGAAAGGUUUUCUCCUCCAUUUGUCAGGCUGAGAUACGUUUUUGCUGCAAUUAGGUAAUCCUUUUUCAUUUGGAGUGCUGUUUUAUUCCCAGGGGACAAGCUGCUGAUAAAACACUAACAUUAUGGACCAUUGUGUUGUGAAAACAGUGACCCCCACACAUGACCUGCCGGCUAUUGUUAGCCUUGGAAGGACAGCUUUUUAUCCCCCCCCCCACCUCCCCUGUGUUACCCUGACUGUGGCUAUUACUCACAUCGCUGUCGUAUCCACAUCAAACUGCCUGACAUUUUGCACCUUAAAUGACUUUAUUGCCAUUGAACAACCAGAUCAAAAUGCUAAAAUAACUAGCUAUCUCGAGUUUUAAUCAAUCAUUUUGGAGAGAAAAUGUUGUGUAGCAAAGCUGCUACGCGCUGUCAUUAGGUCUGCAUGCAGCAUGCGGCCGAGAACACAGGCAGCCCACUCUCACAUUCAGUUCGCAGACACUUGAAUGAAAGCAGCGUGCUUUUAGUGGCCUUUCUGUCGGGCAGGCAUUCAGCAUGUCUCAGCCAAAGCUUUUCAGUGUGUUUGUGUUAAUCAGUAGCUGACAUCACACAUCAAUAUCGAACAUUUCACAUACGACUGUUUUACUCUGGGGGGGUUUUCAUCGAUUUGUUUUCAUUUUGUUCAACAAAUAGUUAAUUUCAAAUGUAUAUUAAAGCCUUUAUAAUGUCGACAAAUGUUCAUACGAUGAAGUGUCAUAUCCAAAUACUACUACGGUACAACUUCUCUGUUUCAGCGAAUCAUAUCAAACCCAGCAGGACUAUCAUGUUUUCUCACAUCAUUGUUUUUAAUUUCAUGUUUGUAUUUACAUUCUGAAAGUUAAGUUUGGAGUGUUUGUUUGCCAGGAGAGCUUUUUGGCGUCACAACAGUAAAUGUUCACUCAUCUGCAAUACGUGAUUCCAGGCUGAAAAAAAACCUACUCCUCCCUUGGUCUGCAUCUGGUCCCUAUUUCAUCUUCACGGAACCAUAUUGUUUGAAUCCAUAAUCAAGCUUUUAUGUGUGAUCGUUUGAAUCACUUUUGUUGAUCAUCUCAAGAGAACCACGCCCCCCAAGCUUUGCAGAUAUUUCACACACAUGAAAAACCAACCCACGGCCCAUUUCAAAUCCCUGUGACUCUCAGCACUGUACAUAGGCAUAUAUUUAUUUUUUGGGAAAAACAAAAAACAGACUGUGUACGAUUUAAGACGUGUUGAGAACCUUAGACUGAUCCUGCAUCGCUGAGGGGAGUUAAUGGUAUUUAUUCAGUUUAUUUUCCACACGCUGUGCACAUUAAUCCGCAAAGAUGCCAGAUACAGCUCACAUUAUGUUUCAUAGCUCACAUUAUGUUUCACUCUGCAUUGGUUUUCCAGGGAAAGGUAUAUCACGCUCUUACUCAUACAGAACUCCCCAAGAGAGAUAUAACAUUUUCAGUCGUAGUGUAGUGGUGGAGUUUUAACUCCCGAAAAAACUGCAUACACCAGUGAUCUAGAAUUGGAUUGGGCCACACCAUCUUGGCUCUCUGUGGGAGGCAAAUUGCAAAGUCCCAAUAAAGACUACGCCAACUGAAACAUGGAAAGUAAUAAGCAGCUGGGUCCCCUGUACCAGAUGGAAACAUUUUCAGAUUCUGCUGGUAAUACCCCCCCCCAUGCUUUAUAAUAAUGGGUCUGAGGCUGUGACAUAGUUGUUUAAAUUGCCUCUUUCAAAAGUUGGUUUCAGGUCAGAUAACUUGGCAGCAGAAACGCCACCAUCUUUCAGUUGGCGUGCCGCACAAUGCAUCAUCGAGUCCAGAGCUUUAGUCAGAGUGUGAUGGAUGUGAUUUAGGCCACCAGGAAAACCUCUGCAUGCGCUAAAACGCCUCUGUCAUUUGAUCAGAAGGGAAUAUUAUGCAAGUUAUCAUUGUGUGCUUCAAAAUAGAUGGAAAGAAGGUUUAUGAAAAAUGUGCCAGCCAGUUGGUGUUUAUAGUGGCGGCGUGUGCUGGAAACUGGUCUGUAAUUGAUUUGUGCCUUUUAUCAACGUGUGAGUUCUUGACAUGCCGAGCACUGUCUGUCCAAGGCUUGUUGUUUCCAGUAGACGGGCAGCAAUAGCACCAUACGCAGGGGCCCAAACAGCCCUGCCUUCAUACACUGGAUGAGUCACAGCUUCCAUUCUCUUUCUAUAAUGCCCUGUUUUCAUCUUUGUGUUUGGGACACUGUUGCUAAGGCGACAACGUAUGACCACUUCCUGUUUUGGGAUUAUUUAUCAGUGAUUGGCUGUAUCACAUUACCAAUCGGCAGUAAUAUCUGUUGAUCUGUAAGGACUCGGUCAAACCCAGCUGUCCUGAUGCCUUCUCCUCCCUCCUACCGUGUAAUUAACAGAAGACUUUUAUAGAGGUCACAAAUGAAAUAGAUAAAUGCCAAUUUUGUAAGAAUGAUUUAUAAAAAAAUAAACUCAUAUUUGAUGAUAA